AUGGCCUACGUGGUGCCCAUUCACCGCGCAAGUGGCAUUCGCCAUGCGGUGAAGCUAAACUUCAUUACCCCAGAGGAGGACUGCUUAGUUGCUGCCAAAUCGAAUCGACUCGAGUUCUACACCCUCACACCGGAUGGCCUGACCCUCGCAGCCACACGCACGCUUUAUGCGCAGGUGACGAUGCUCGCCCGCCUGCCAGCGCCAGCGCACUCAGACACCGAUCACCUUUUCGUCGGCACAGACCAAUAUAAUUACUUCACGCUGGCCUGGGAUUCCAAGACAAAUGAAAUUGUUACCGCCCGCAGCUAUGUCGAUAUUUCCGAGCCCUCUUCUCGCGAAUCUGAAUCGACCCCGCGUUGUCUUCUUGAUCCUACUGGGCGCUUCAUGACGCUGGAAGUGUACGAGGGUGUGGUGGUCGUUAUUCCCAUUGUGGAGUUGACAAAGCGCAAAGGUCGUGUUUCGCAGGCGGCGUCACAGGCUGAUGCGCCGCGGGUGGGCGAGCUUGGCGAGCCGACUGCGUCGCGAAUUGACGAAUUAUUCGUGCGGUCGUCUGCGUUCUUGCACUCUGUCUCAAAUCAGCCGUGGCUAGCUAUUCUGUACGAAGAUAAUCAGAAGAAGGUUCGCCUGCGGAUUCGGGAGCUGGAUUACAGUCGGGCGACGUCAAGCGGGCCUGCAGAUGCAACUUUCAAAGAGGUCCAGGACAAGAAAUUGGAAGGUGGAGUCUUUGGGCAUGAGCUUGAUCUUGGAUCUUCACAUUUGAUUCCCAUCCCAGCUCCGUUAGGAGGAUUGAUUGUCCUGGGAGAAACUUCAAUCAAGUAUAUUGAUGAUAAUGCGAAUGAUGUAAUCUCUCGUGACCUUGACGAGGCUACUGUCUUUGUAGCUUGGGAAAAGGUGGAUAGCCAACGGUGGCUUUUGGCCGAUGACUACGGCAGGCUCUUUUUCUUGAUGCUCAUCCUGGAUAAUCGCGGUGAAGUGGAAGACUGGAAGCUAGACUACCUCGGAACUACGUCCCGGGCAACUGUGCUCGUCUAUCUAGGUGGCGGAAUCCUGUUUGUUGGAUCACACCAGGGCGAUUCUCAGGUUCUUCGGAUCGGCAGUGGGGGAUUUGAAGCCAUUCAGACGCUUUCCAACAUUGCCCCCAUCCUAGAUUUCACGGUUAUGGACCUUGGAAACCGCACUAAUGAGAGCCAAACCCACGAAUUCUCAUCUGGACAAGCUCGCAUUGUGACAGGCUCCGGUGCUUUCGAUGACGGAACUCUGCGGAGUGUGCGAAGCGGCGUGGGUAUGGAAGAGUUGGGUGUUUUAGGAGAAAUGGACCAUAUUACAGACCUUUGGGGACUGCAGACCGAAAGUCGAGGAGAUGUCUUGGACACGCUGUUAGUCACCUUUGUUGACGAGACACGCGUUUUCCGUUUCAGUUCUGAUGGGGAGAUCGAAGAGUUGGAAACCUUCUUGGGACUUGCCCUUGAGGAGAACACUCUUCUGGCAGCCAAUUUACCAGGGGGCCGGAUCUUACAGGUAACAGAGAAGCGAGCCCUGGUGGCUGACAUAGAGAGUGGCAUGAUUACUUUUGAAUGGACACCGCCAACACAGAAAGCUAUCACUGCUGCCUCGGCAAGCAACGACCAUCUAGUGCUUGUCAUUGGAGGUCAAGUCCUAGCUUCUUUUGACAUUCGGAGCAAUGCUCAACUCAUCAAAGAAAAGGACUUUGGUGUGGACCAACAAAUCUCGGGCGUGACAGUUCCCUCUAGCCCUGCGGGUGUUUGCAUCGUCGCAUUCCCUCAGACGGCCCAGGUCUCUGUCUGGGACAUCAAAAACUUAUCUGAGCUCCACACCAAAUCGCUAGGAGAACCAGGCGAGGCAUUUCCACGAUCAGUCCUUGUGGCCAAUGUGCUCGCUGAUAGCCCGCCUACGCUCUUCGUCUCUAUGGCUGACGGCAGUGUUAUCACAUUCUCUAUGAACAUUAAAGAUUAUUCCUUGGCCGGAAUGAACAGACUGAUCCUCGGGUCCGAACAGCCAACAUUCAAGAAACUCCCCCGAGGAGAUGGGUUGUUCAACGUGUUCGCGACUUGCGAGAACCCUAGUCUCAUCUAUGGCUCAGAGGGACGGAUUAUUUACUCCGCAGUCAACUCUGAGGGUGCAUCUCGCAUAUGUCAUCUCAAUGCGGAGGCAUAUCCCGAUUCUAUUGCCGUGGCUACUGCACACGAACUCAAAAUUGCCUUGGUUGACAAAGAGCGGACGACCCAAAUCCAAACUCUACCAGUGGGGUCAACUGUUCGCCGAGUCGCUUAUUCCCCAUCCGAAAAGGCGUUCGGACUUGGCACAAUUGAUCGGAAGCUAGUGGAUGGAGUUGAAACCGUCAAGAGUCACUUUGUGCUAGCCGACGAGAUCCUGUUCCGGCGCCUGGAUACGUUGGAGUUGCAACCCGAGGAACUGGUAGAGAGUGUUAUUCGCGCCGAGUUUCCAUGUGGGAAAAACGAAAAUGGAAACGGGUCAACUAAAGAUAGGUUUAUCAUUGGUACCUCAUAUCUGAACGAGACAUCGGAGGGUUCAAUCCGCGGGCGGAUUUUAAUUCUCGAAGUUGAUCAUGGUCGCAAAUUGACUCAGAUAGCCGAGAUGCCUGUGAAGGGUGGAUGCCGAGCAUUGGCUAUGCUGGGUGACAAGAUUGUCGCAGCACUUGUGAAAACUGUUGUUGUUUUCAAAGCAAUCCAUAAUGAUUUUGGGCCGAUGAAACUCGAAAAGCUAGCCAGCUACCGAACAUCAACGGCCCCAAUUGAUCUAACCAUCGUCAAAGACUUGAUCAUUGUUGCCGACCUCAUGAAGAGUGUCUGCAUCGUCAAAUAUGUCCCGGGCAAAGAUGGUGUCGAAAACAAGUUGAUGGAAGUCGCUCGUCAUUAUCAAACCGUAUGGAGCACGGCCGUUGCCUCCGUUGACGACGACACGCUCCUUGUCAGCGAAACCCAAGGCAAUCUGAUUGUCUUGUCCCGUAACACAAACGGCGUAACCGACCAAGAUAAACAUCGUUUGAUUGCGACCAGCGAGAUCGCUCUCGGCGAAAUGGUCAAUCGCAUCCGCCCAAUUAACAUCCAACAGCUCGGCACGGUGGUGGUAACUCCACGAGCUUUCCUGGCUACUGUCGAGGGCUCAAUCUACCUCUUCGCACUUAUCAACCCCGAGCACCAAGACUUCUUAAUGACUCUCCAAAGUGCCAUCGCCAGUAGGGUGGAUUCCCUGGGUGACUUACCAUUUGAUAAAUUCCGUGCAUUCCGCACACUGACUCGCUCCGCCGAAGCCCCCUACCGCUUCGUUGACGGCGAGCUCAUUGAAAGGUUCCUCACCUGUGAUCCAGAGCUGCAAGAACAUAUCGUGGCGGACAUUCCAGGCUCGAUGAAUGUGGAAGAGUUGAAAGGAAUGAUUGAAGCGCUGCGCAGAUUGCAUUAA
Messenger RNA from Penicillium verhagenii, 3441 nucleotides. RefSeq names its product DDB1/RSE1 family protein. The record is from RefSeq and is a predicted model, not a curated record. Bases 1 to 3441 code for a protein of 1146 amino acids. The transcript has 5 exons. Gene Ontology annotation, cellular component: site of double-strand break; nucleus. Lineage: Eukaryota; Fungi; Ascomycota; Eurotiomycetes; Eurotiales; Aspergillaceae. Gene Ontology annotation, biological process: proteasome-mediated ubiquitin-dependent protein catabolic process; DNA repair. Gene Ontology annotation, molecular function: nucleic acid binding; protein binding.